UUUGGGAGAGGUAGUUGAGCAGCAGUGUCAGUAUCAUGGCGGGGCAGGGCGACACGGGGACUAAAGAGGAAAUUAAAACUCAGUUCACUACGGUAGAGGGAGUGUAUAGACUACUGUCACCGUCAGAAUAUAGUCGUCCUAAUCGAGUCGCGUACAGCAGCAGUGGUGGCGGCGGCUCCACCCCGGCGGUGCGGGUGUCCCUAGUGAAGGUGUCUGACUCCCCGGGCCACGACCACGACAGGACCAAAAUAUGCUUUAAUUAUGGCAGAGAACUGUUUGUGUACACGUACAGAGGAAUUAAAAAGGCAGCAGACCUCACCAAACCUAUAGAUAAGCGAUCAUACAAUAAAGAAGAUGUGCCAACCUGCCAUGACUUCAAUUCUAAGACAGCCACUGCUGAUGGGGUGUCCCUCCUAGUGGGUCUGCUGGGAGGACAGAUCCAACUUAUUGAUCCCAUCACUAAGGAAGUUAAUAAAGCAUACAAUGCUGGUGAGAGACUAAUAGACAAAACGAAGGUGACGUGUGUGCGGUGGGUCCCUGGGUCCCCCAAUCAGUUUUUAGCAGCUCACAGCAGUGGGCACAUGUACACCUAUAAUGAGGAGCUGUUGUGUGGUAUGGACCGACCUCACUAUCAGCUCUUCAAGCAAGGUGAAGGCUACUCUGUCUACACAUGCAAAACAAAAAGUACCAGAAACCCGCUGUACCGGUGGGUAAUAGGCGAGGGGAGCAUAAAUGAGUUUGCCUUCUCGCCAUGCUCAAAGUACCUUGCCGUGGUGUCUCAGGAUGGAUACCUUAAAGUGUUUAACUUUGAUACAAUGGACCUGGUAGGAACAGCCAGGAGUUAUUAUGGUGGACUUCUGUGUGUGUGUUGGUCACCCGAUGGUCGCUAUGUUGUGUGUGGUGGAGAGGACGACCUCAUCACUGUGUGGUCCUAUAAGGAAAAGAGAGUAGUUGCCAGAGGACAAGGGCACAAAAGUUGGGUCACUGUAGUGGCCUUUGACUCAUUCACAAGUGUUUACAGUGAUGCGGAAGGGGUUGAUGGGUGCAGUGAUGAUACAACUAAACACAAUAGCUUUAGUAAUGAUGUGCAUAAUAGUAAAACAAACAGUGGUGUACCUAAUUCCAGGCCAAGCUCAAACAGGAAUUCCGUGGCCUCGGAUAGCUCGGGCAUGUCCUUCAUCACCAGUUACCGACUAGGAUCAGUUGGACAGGACACACUACUCUGUUUAUGGGACCUAAAAGAUGAUGCCCUCACUCAGCCGUACAGACGACCCCGGUCCAGUACAGUGGUGAGCAGUAGUGGAGUAGUUGCGGGAAGUGGUGUGCCCCAGGCAGGACAGCCAACUACUAAUUCCAAGUGCAACAGCGUGAAGGAUUCCGUUGCUACUGACUCCUCCCACCACUCCCACUCUGCCAACUCUCUCACGGCUAAGUUAGCUAAUCUUAAUUUUGGUGAAAAGAAAGACAAAGAAAAAAGCGAAAAAGAUCAUAAAAGAAGUCUCAGCCUUGCAUCAAAAAAUUCUACACAAAACUGUAAAGGAUAUGUAAAUAAAAACCAAAUAGUAGGAUCGUCAGUCCCUUCUGAAGACUCACAGAAGCCCAUGGGCACUCCACUCUGUCCACGAUUGGAUGAGUGUCCCAUGCUGGAGCCCAUGGUAUGCAAGAAGAUUGGCCAUGAACGAUUGUCAGGCUUGGUAUUCAGGGAAGACUGUGUCAUUACCUCAUGUCAGGAUGGCUGUAUCCUCACCUGGUGUCGUCCAGGCAAGCAGCCUGGAAGCAACCAGCAUUCAACACCAAGCCCAACUACAGCAGUGGCCAUGGGUGGGGGACCCAUGCCCUCAGGGGGAACAGUUGUGUAGCCUAAGCGAUUGUGGCAGUCCCAUUGCAAGGAUUGUCACAGGGGCCAAAGGGGGGAAAGGUUAUGCCAGAGAGGUGAGGAUGCUGGUAGUUUAAUGUGCUGUGAGUUAGCCUAAAAUACUUUUGCCUCAUUCAUCUACUCUUUAAUGGGCCAACACAUAAUUUGUAAAACAGACAUUUUGCCCAGAUGCCACAGAAGUUGGGAGGCAGAAAUUAUGGUCUUUGGUGAGUAAAGCAGCUUUGUUAGUUUGUGUCAGGUUCUUAAUGUGAAUGCCCCAUCUUAUCUAAGUUUAGGACCGAGGCCUUACUGAUCACUUAAGGUAAUUUAUAAAAAUUUUCUCACAUUUUCAACUUUGUUGAAAUGUUCAUCAUAUGAAUUCUGCAGUUAUCACAGCAGUAAUCUUGUUAUAAAUAUACAUAUAUAUAUAUAUAUAUAUAUAUAUAUAUAUAUAUAUAUAUAUAUAUAUAUAUAUAUAUAUAUAUAUUCAUUACCACUAGCUUCAUCCUCUGUCUUCUUUUGUCAGUCUGGCUUUUUCAUCCAUUUCAUUACUAAACUCCUUCAUAUUCAUCUGUUUUCCUUUGAUGACUUUUGCAUCUUAUAUGAAUUUCUUUAUUUUUCAUUUGUUUUCCUUCCUUCAGUCUCAGAUUUUACACCAGCUACAUCACUGAGAUAAUCAUCCAUAUCCAUAUUCUUGUGAAAGCUGGUUGAUUUAUCUUCAGUUUUUUUUUCAGCAACCCCAAGAUUUUACAUCUUUUUCAUUAUCAAGGAUUUCAUUAUCAGUUUUCUUUCAUCAGCCUCUAGAGAUUACAUCUUUCCAUUCAACACUGAAAUUUUUUUCUUAUAUGUCAUUACACUUAUCCACUAUUUCAUCUUUGUAUGCACUAUUUUUCUUUUGAUGAACCCUGGAUUCCCAAGUUUUCUCUUCCUGUAUACAUGUUAUUAUGAUAUUCAUUUGCCUUUGUGGAGGUUCUUUGACAGUUUUUCUCUGAAUGUCCCUUGGGUUUCACAUUCCUUUGUAUCACAUUAUUGAAUUUGCUUUCAUUUGUGUCAUUGUGCUGCUCAGCAGUCACUUGUAAGUAUUUAGUGCUCUUCUUGAGACAAUUCGUAUAUUCUGUAUCAUUCAUGUUAUCACCACACAGGUCCUGCACUUGAUUUUCGUUUUCUUUAUUUGAUGUUCAGAGCCAUGGCUGUUAUUUCUUAUUUGUAAUUUUACAACUUGCCUUCAUUGAUAUUCUCAUUAGUUUCAGGAAAAUGUAAUGUGCAUUUUGAACGCUGCUCUCUAAGUUAUUAUUAUUGUCAAAUUUAUCAAUUUCUAGUGAAUUCUUAUUAUUGGCCUUAUUCAUAUAAUAAUUGUUUGUAACUGAAGGUGAAGCUACAAUACUUGUGUGCUGUAAAAUUUCCUGAAGAUUAUUAGAGUUUGCUAGUUAAUUUAGAACUGUGCAGGAAUGGAUUUCUUCUUUGGUAUUCCCACAUUGACAGUACUGAUGCUUUUUAUUUUAUUUUCUGUAACAAUCUGCUACUCUGCUUUUUUUUUUUCUUCAUAACUUGGAUUUUUUCCCUUUCUUUUCAAUAAAAGUCCAGCUAUCAUCAGAGUCAAACACAGACUGGGUGUCGAGUUUUCAUUACAUUUUUUUAUUUGUUUGCAUCUCCUACCAGGAACUGUCUUCUCAACAUACUCCACAUCCGUUUCCUUCUGCUCAUGGACAUCAGUUACAUCUCAAUUUUCCUGUUGACUAUUUCCUUAUAUAUAUAUAUAUAUAUAUAUAUAUAUAUAUAUAUAUAUAUAUAUAUAUAUAUAUAUAUAUAUAUAUAUAUAUAUAUAUAUAUAUAUGGUGACUAUUUCACGUUUGUUUAACAUCACAUACAUCAUUGCAGUAACAGUUGGCUGAAACCAUUUACUCUGCUCUUUCCUUGGCCAACCGAAAUGUAACCACCACCUCAUAACUUAGUACUACAGUCUCUUUACCACAGGUCACACAGUCUUGUCUUUGCCAAAUAUAUUACUGGUUAUAGGUAUCAUUUAGUAAUUAUAUUUAUUAUCCUCAGCUCCACAAAGUUUGCACCUUCCACAUCUUAUAAUAUGCAUGGAAGUAGUGAUGUUUUUAUAUAAUUAAGAAAUUGAUCUAAAAGGAUUAACCAUGACAGGGAGUGUUGAGGACCUAACCUGUGAAAAGACACAGUGUACUCAGCAUCUUGCCAACUGAACCAUAAUAAACAUCAUGGCAGAUGUUCAGUUUGGUCAACCUUGACUGUUCUCCCACUGCAUGGCAUUUAUCCAAAUUUUAGAUCAAUUUCUGGUGUUUCCAGCUACUGCAUAUAUCUCCUAAGUUCCCUUCUCAUAGCUAAUUUUCUGUUAACUGCCAUUAUCUUCUAUACUGUAGCGUUCUCUUCGGAUGACGCGGGUUGAAUCGCCAGUGGAUCACAAAAUAUUUUCUCUUCUGUCAGACUUCAUAUUUUCAUAAGGGAUUUUUCACUGCUGGCAACCAGUGUAAUGUCUCAAGUUUUGAAACACUGAGAAAUUGAUCUGGAGGGUUAAGCCAUGAGAAGGAUCCAAGGAUUGAACCCAUGACAGAACUUUCAAUGUAUGUGAUGUUUUAGCAAUCAGACCAUAAUGAUCAACAUAGCCCAAGUGGAAUUUAGUCAGUCUUGACUGUCCUGUCACCACGAGGAGUGUAACAUGUCUUGUACUUAUAUAUUUCCUGCCAGUGAAUGAAAACCAAGCUGAUGUGAACAUAAACAUAGUUGAUGGUCCUUAUAGUACACCAGUCACUCCUCAACUUAUAGAAUUCCCAUCCAGUAAUCUACAUUAUAUUGUAUACAUUGAUAAUUUCAUACCUUCACAGGGCUCAUAAUAUCUCAACCAACCUCAUCCAUACAGUACACAACAAUGCUUGUUCCAUCGUUUACAUAAUACCUAGCAAGCCUGUUUCCUUAAAUACUGUGUACCAUUAUAAAACAUUCCUCAACCCAUCCAAUCUUUAUUAGGCUCCUACAGACAGGAUAUUUAUAUUAUCUUUAGGAGAAGGGAUUAGGUGUUUUAGAUUCCUUGAGUUUGGAAAGAAAAAUGAAGAACAUAUGUACCCAUCAUUGGCAAAUCUAACUUGAUCAGCUGGAGAUGAAGAAUAUUCUAUAUUGGACAAGUAGUGUGUGAAUGGGUAGAAGCAUGCAGUGUAAUGAUAUGCAAUGCUGGUGAUGGCAGAAGUGUUGGUGGCUAAGAUUAGAUCAGAUGUAGAGAUGUUUACCCAUAAUAAUUGAUUUUCACUUGAUGGUCCUCCCUCAUUUACGUUGCCAUUUAAACAUUUCUUCCUGAUUUUUGUUGAUUGUUGAGAUUUUUUGUUAUCUUUUAAAAUAUGCCAAAGAAAAUUUGCUUCUGAAUAUUAUCUAAUGAUCAUGUUCCACUUGAGUGCUUUCCUGUGGUCUAGAAGAUAGAUACUCUAUAGAUUUGUAAUUUAAUAUAUAUAUAUAUAUAUAUAUAUAUAUAUAUAUAUAUAUAUAUAUAUAUAUAUAUAUAUAUAUAUAUAUAUAUAUAUAUAUAUAUAUAUAUAUAUAUAUAUAUGUGAUUUAGAGAAAUUUUGAUGGGGGAAAAAGCUCUAAGGGGUGUCCUUUGUUGUGACCACCUGGAAAGAGAUGUCAGAGUUGUCAUCAGUAACCCAAAUAAGAGGUGAAGACAUGAAUGUUAAACAUGUCAGGUAUUUCCUCACAGCUUCAGGAGGUGCAUUCUCCCCACCCUCCUUUUUUAGUGAUGGAAGAGAGGAGAAACUGUUCCUACCCAUAUGUAAAUAUGCAUUUUGUUGUGCAAUGCUGCAUGAUCUGUUGGAGAUACUCUACUCCCUCUUGCAGGUGAGCCACUUGUUAACUUGUUAUGGGAACCAGGUGAAUGAAGAUAAAUAGUGGGUCAAUGUAUCAAAGGAUAUUGACACAUGUACCAAAUAUAUUGAGCUGGUUUUAUA
Molecule: messenger RNA, 5808 nt
Organism: Scylla paramamosain (green mud crab)
Lineage: Eukaryota; Metazoa; Arthropoda; Malacostraca; Decapoda; Portunidae
Product: WD repeat-containing protein 20-like
Exons: 4
Coding region: 36-1859 (607 amino acids)
Molecular function (GO): protein binding
Source: RefSeq, a predicted model, not a curated record